Messenger RNA from Dipodomys spectabilis (banner-tailed kangaroo rat), 1671 nucleotides. It is a transcript of the gene Ncald, whose product is annotated as neurocalcin delta. Bases 223 to 804 code for a protein of 193 amino acids. The record is from RefSeq and is a predicted model, not a curated record. Gene Ontology annotation, cellular component: cytosol. Gene Ontology annotation, molecular function: calcium ion binding; actin binding; tubulin binding. The transcript has 4 exons. Gene Ontology annotation, biological process: calcium-mediated signaling. NCBI's taxonomy places the organism in Eukaryota, Metazoa, Chordata, Mammalia, Rodentia, Heteromyidae.
GCAAAUAGGUCUGUGAAGAGAAUGUCAUUCGAUAGUCUUUUAAUAAGGACCCCUGCAAGCUGUUUUUUUAAUUAAAGUAAUUAUCCAGGGAAGAAAACAAUAGACUUGAAACUAAAUAUGUCAUUGAUACAAGGUCUACUUCAACUCAGACUUAGUCACUGAAAAUUUGCAUUAGAUCUUAGGUGAAUAAUUUGGUAACUGUGUUAAAUUCUUGCCAUCAGGAUGGGGAAACAGAACAGCAAGCUGCGCCCAGAGGUCAUGCAGGACUUGUUGGAAAGCACAGACUUUACAGAGCACGAGAUCCAGGAAUGGUACAAAGGCUUCUUGAGAGACUGCCCCAGUGGACAUUUGUCAAUGGAAGAGUUUAAGAAAAUAUACGGGAACUUUUUCCCUUAUGGGGAUGCUUCCAAAUUUGCAGAGCAUGUCUUCCGCACCUUCGAUGCAAAUGGAGAUGGGACAAUAGACUUUAGAGAAUUCAUCAUAGCUCUGAGUGUAACAUCGAGGGGGAAGUUGGAGCAGAAGCUGAAAUGGGCCUUCAGCAUGUAUGACCUGGAUGGAAAUGGCUACAUCAGCAAGGCAGAGAUGCUGGAGAUUGUACAGGCGAUCUACAAGAUGGUUUCCUCUGUGAUGAAAAUGCCUGAAGAUGAGUCAACCCCAGAGAAAAGGACAGAGAAGAUCUUCCGCCAGAUGGACACUAACAGAGAUGGAAAACUCUCCCUGGAAGAGUUCAUUCGAGGAGCCAAAAGCGACCCCUCCAUUGUACGCCUCCUUCAGUGUGACCCCAGCAGUGCUGGCCAGUUCUGAACCUUCCCACGCCACGAAUCCUAGAGCUUCUUGUGUUCCCUUUUGAUUCUUCUCUUUACUUUGUUGUUAUUGUUGGUUUUCUGGGUUUUUGGGGGGGUUUCUGGGGGUUUUUUUUGCCAAACAAUAUCGAUGGUGACACUGUCUCCUGUGCAGUCAGAUGCUUCUUCCUCUGUAACUCCCUCACCUGCAGCUGCUCUCAUCGUGGACGCUUCAUGGGAAUGCCCAGAGCCUCACUGCACUUGUGGGAAGCAUGAAAAGACUCUGUGGUGUUUGUCGUUCAGUGACUUCAAUUGUUGUGUUUUUUUUUUCUUUUGAUUCUAAUGUCUUGGUUCUGAAACCUAAAACUCUGGGGAAGGGCCAAGCAAAGGGAAUUGUAUGCAGCCCGGUGCAUUGAUUUGUUGAAAGUUUCCAGGAGUUUUGUUGGAAAGAUGAAAUUCCCCAGUUGGGUCUGUCUAUACAUAUUGUAGGGACUGAAAUGGCACCCGAGGCUGGAAUUCCCAAGAACAAGGUAUCCUUUGGGGUGAAGCUAUUAAAAACAGGUUGGGAUGUUUGCACUUCACCCUUCACCCCAACAGGCUGUAGUUUCUAAGCUGUGAACAUUUCAAAGUAGAUGAAUGGAGGAGAGAGAAAAGAUGGCUCAGCUAUUUUCUCAAGGUUUACAUUAGUUGAGCUAAGAUGAGUUUCUUUGGAAAUCAAACACAAAAGGCAAUGUAGUCCCAGAACCAGAUCCAUUUGUUGCCUCUUGUAAUUUCAAACAACAACAACAGAAGACUGCUGUAUAUAAAAUAUUGGGUAUUACAGACCAAAUUAAGUGUUUUGCCUUGUAAAUGCAUGUUUAGUGAGCACUAAUACAAUCUUAUUAUGGAA